Messenger RNA from Akanthomyces muscarius, 1056 nucleotides. RefSeq lists its product as uncharacterized. Gene Ontology annotation, biological process: transmembrane transport. Lineage: Eukaryota; Fungi; Ascomycota; Sordariomycetes; Hypocreales; Cordycipitaceae. Gene Ontology annotation, molecular function: transmembrane transporter activity. Bases 1 to 1056 code for a protein of 351 amino acids. The record is from RefSeq and is a predicted model, not a curated record. The transcript has 3 exons.
AUGGAUUCCCCACCAUUGGAUCAGCAUCACCAGUCGCCUGAUUUGGGCCCCAAUAAUGUCACUGUGCCGCAAUGGCGUUUCUGGGUGCUGGCUGUUGGUAUUUGCCUCAGUCUGUUUCUCUCUAUGAUUGAUACAUCCGUAGUAUCAACUUGUUUGUAUACUAUUGGAUCUGAGUUCAAGGCAACGCAGUCGGUCAACUGGGUAGCCCUUGCCUAUUCGCUAGCACAUCUAGCAUGCGCAGCCACGUUUGCCCAGCUUUCAAAUAUUGUUGGGAGACGCAAUGCUUUAAUUGCGGCAAACACUAUUUUCUUUACCUUCUCAUUAGCGUGUGGCUUUUCACAAAGCAUUGCCCAGCUUAUUGCCUUCCGUGCUCUCCAGGGCAUCGGCGGGUCUGCAAGAAGCCUUCCCAACAUCCCGAAGCAGUCUUGGAGAUCACUGGAUGCCCUAGGCACGUUUCUACUCAUUUCUGCAGCGGUUCUUGUUGUAUUCGCGUUUCAAAAUUCUGGCGAGUCUGGGGAUCGCGUCUGGACCAGCGCUAUUUUCAUUGCCCCGUUGACAGUUGGCAUAUGUAGCUGGGCGGUACCCUUUGCAUGGGAGUACACAGUCGACCAGAGACUGAAGCCAGGCAUUACACCCGCAUUUCUCAUUGCCCUCUUUCGCAACCGAACCUACGCAUCAGGGGUGCUAAGCACAAUGACGACCGGAUAUCCCUUGGUGCUCAUUAUAUUUUCCGCCACUACAAGGGUGCAGGUGGUAAGCGGGAAGAGCUCGCUGAUCAGCGGCGUAAUGCUAUUGCCGAUGCUGGGGAUGACUGCCAUUGGUGGCGCGAUUGCCGGUAAAAUCAACCGGCGUCGUCGCCGCGCCCUGGAGACUAUUUUUGCCGGGACCUGUCUUGUCCUUCUCGGAUGCGGGCUUUUGACGACAGUACGCGGCCCCUCGGACGACGUCAAAGCUCUAGGAUUCCUUGUCUUUCCCGGCCUGGGAUUUGGCUUGACGACCACUGCAGCGACGAUCAUGGCGACAGUUGAGACAUCACCUCAGGAUCGGGGUAUGUAG